Molecule: messenger RNA, 1680 nt
Organism: Brettanomyces nanus
Lineage: Eukaryota; Fungi; Ascomycota; Pichiomycetes; Pichiales; Pichiaceae
Exons: 1
Coding region: 1-1680 (559 amino acids)
Biological process (GO): termination of RNA polymerase II transcription
Cellular component (GO): cytoplasm; mRNA cleavage factor complex
Molecular function (GO): RNA polymerase II complex binding; mRNA binding; ubiquitin binding
Source: RefSeq, a predicted model, not a curated record
AUGAAUUCAAGGCCUAUCAUCGAAAGUCUAACGUCACUGGCCCUAGAGAAUACAGAAGCUGCCACAGAUAUCGCCAAAGCCGUCGAGAAACGGAUCAACAAGGCUAUUCCCUCUCAAAAACUCUACGCUUUUUACUUACUGGACUCCAUAUGCAAGAAUGUGGGAGUCCCGUACCCGUCUUUGUUUGGUGCAAAUAUAUUCAAGCUAUUUAGCCAGGCUUAUUCCCUUGUGGACGAUCCCACCCGAGUCAAGUUGAUCAAACUUUUCCGCACUUGGAAGAUUCCAAAUGCCGUCACAGGACUUUCCUUAUUUGAUGAGGAUCAAAUAGAACUCAUUGACAAAUUUCUUAUUCGUGCUACCGCUGCAAAUAGACCCCCUGAGCAACAGAGGCAGAUCGAUUUGUCGAAUAGUAAGGCUACAAAGAGUAGUUUACUGCGUGAAAUCGACGACCUCACCAAUUUGGUCAAUUCAAGGAUUCUUCAGAUGCCUGAUGAUUCAAAGGGAAGAGAAAGAUUCCAGCUUUUACAAAAACUACGCACCAUUCUCAGCCAACCAUCGUCUAUUCCUCAACAACAGCUUGAUUUCACCAAGAAACAACUUCAAUCCAUUAGGGAAGAUGAGUUGUUGAGGCUUAAUGCAUUUAAACAGCAACAACAACCAGCCUCAAAACAGAUGCCACAGCUCUCAGUGAACCAGCUUCAAGGACUUUUGAAUUUACCAAGCGGCAACAACAAUAACUUUCCUUCAUAUCAGGCGCCAUUUGGAAAACCACAACAGCAACCUCCAAACCAACUUAACAAUGCCAAUGCUCAGGCUUUGUUCAGUAUGAUGAGUUCGAUUCUUAACCAGGACCAGAAACGGCAGCAGCAGCAGCCGCAAUUCCAAGUCAAUAACGGAGAAUUUAAUGCUAAGAGUAGUAAGAGCAGUAGCAAAGACCCCUCGGAUAACAGUAACGAGAGCUCUCUCGGAUUAACGAACUUGGAAUUUUUAAAAGAUAUUCUCCGAAAGUCCAAAGCGGGUGUAAAAGUGCCACCUAUGAAAGGAAAUGCAGGCAUUAUAAGGGUCAAUGAGAAAGACCCGGUGCAUGUCAAGAAGAAUGAGACACCAGAGGUGAUUCUCACGAGAUUCGAAUUGAACCAGAACUUUAUAAAUAAUCAUGAGCCUACGGAAGAAGAGAUUGCACUUAUCUAUACGAUUAAGGAUAACCAGUGUUCUAACUGCUCGAAAAGGUUCUUCAGUACACCUGAGGAUGCCAAAAAGAAGGCUUUACACCUUGACUGGCACUUUAGAACGAACAAAAAGCUUAAGGCCAUGUCGAAGCAGAUCCAUAAUAGGUCAUGGUUUUUAUCUGACCAGCAAUGGGAACAAUUUCAGGAGGAUGAGAUUGUUGGAGGUAACGAUAACUAUGAUAUUGGCGUGGGAUUGAAUAAUCGAAUCAACGAGAAACCGGUGCUUACAGAAAAAGAGAUGAAUAAGAAGGUGGUUACAAUUCCGGAUGAUGCUGAAAAUGAAGUCAUAUGCGGAAUUUGUAGGGACAAAUUGGUGGGAGUGUUUGACGACGAUUCUGGUGAAUGGAUAUGGAGAAAUGCCAUCAAGCAGAGAGGUAGAGUGUAUCAUUACAGCUGCUGGAUCGAGACCAAAGGACAGGGCGAUAGAGAUCGUUCCCCGGAGAGAAGAUGA